UGAUUUUAUUAUUAUGUGAUUUGAUUAACAAGCUAUGAUUAAUUAUUURUUGUUAUUUUAUAUCUUAUUUAAUACAUGUAUUGUGUUUUUGCUUAGAACUGCUCUUCACCUUGCUUCAGCYAUGGGCAAUGAUGAGAUGUGUCGCUUCCUCCUUGCUAACAAAGCAAAGACAAACCUUUGUGACAACAAUGGCAGAACCCCAUUAAUGAAGGCUGUUGAAGCCCAGUCACACAGUUGCACAGAAAUUCUUCUUGAAAAUGGAGCUGAUGCAAAUGUUGUUGACAUGAUGAACAGCACGUCAAUGCAUUUGGCWUCAGCUAAUGGUGAAAUUGAAAUUGCUGUCCUGUUGAUUGGAAAAGGWGCUAAAGUCAGUGAGCAGGAUAAGGAGGGUUUUACUCCAUUGCAUGUAGCCUCAUCCCUUGGGUACCAAGGAUUUGUGGGGUUUCUCAUGCAUGAAGGAGCUUCUAUUGAUGCUGUUGAUGCGCAUGGAAGGACGUCUUUGAUGACAGCUGCAAGUGAAGGCCAUAUUAGUAUUGUGAAGUUACUAUUACAGAACAAUGCAAACACUGAGUUAAGAGAUAGCCAAGGUUGGAAGGCCUCAGACCACGCUAUWAUUCAAGGACACCAUAGUUGCUCAAAUAUCAUAGAAGAGYACGAAGAAAAACUCGAAGCUCAGCAAAGACCAACGCCAUCAUCAAAGACAGGCCGUAAGAUUAACAAUAAUAAUGAUAUAUCGGGUUUAAUCGGAACUGAUGAACUGGAGUUUAGCUUUGGUGGCCCAGCUAAAGACAUUGGUGCAGAAAGUGCGUCAGAAAGGGAACACGACUCAGCUAGCCAUAACUCCCACGACGAAAAUUCUUGGAAUUCUUCUGUUGAUGAGGACGUAUCUGAAGUUAGUAAAAAGCAAGCCAAGCCAAGCCUUCUUGCWGCCCUUAAGCCGGUAACUCGUACAGGAUCAGAUGUAUCAGCUCACAGUCACAGAUCUGCAAGCCGCAUCCCAGUCAGAAAAGAUAGCAUAAAUUCCAACACCAGCCAAGUCAGCAAACAGACGACACCUGAAAAGCCUGCUUCGCGAAUACCAAUUCCCGCCACCACAGGAAGCCCAAUKCUACCUAAGAAGCAAAACAAUGCCCCAGUCUCAACUCAGUCGACCCCAACAAACAGCACACCGGGRACACCCACUAAAGUAGCACAGACACCCACAAAGUCCACGCCCUCACUAGGUACUCCGAAAAUGGAUAGAGCGAAUGGGCUUCAUGUUCGCGGCGAUGUCUCGCCAUCAAGACUGUCAGGUGAUGGUAAGCAGUCGUUGCCAUGGGAAUCUAUUCAAGUGCCUUCUGAUGACGAAUCACAGAUUUCAGAGUCCGAUGCCUCUGAGAAAGUUGCGGCUUUAUUAGAGGAAAAGGGACCUAUGGCAGCCAAGGAAUCGAAGAAUUCUAAAAGUGGUAUAUUUUUGACAGAGCCGAUGGAUAAAACAGACGAUAAAGAAAGUGAUCUGAACGUCACUUUCAGCGAUGACAAUGACGAGGACAAUUCUUCUGUGGGACUACCAAUCGACGACGAUUUUGAUAUUGUGGGAAAAGAUACAAAGAAAAAAGAUAUAAAAUCUCCAAUGAAUGUAGAGAAACCGCAAAAUGAUAAGGAAGAAAAAAAGAAAGACGAAGGUGUGCCCAAGCUGGAAUUGGGGAGCCCAGUGAGUUCCGUCUCUGAACCAGACCUGAGUGAUGUGCCAAGAAAGAAUGCUAAGAAAACUAAAGACACUGGAGAUAUCAGUAUAUCAGAAGACUCAGAAUGGGACACAUCAGACGAUGAUAUCCUUCCUUCUGACGACCCAGGGACUACUGGAGGAAGCAGCCUAUUUGGUGGAAGUGCAAGGYUAACGCCUCUAGGUAAAAAUAAAGAAAAACAAGCAUCGAAAGUUGGRCUGCCGUCGAAGGAAGAGAGCGACUCUGAAGCUACAGARACUGAGAGUGAGUGGGAACGAGAGAAUGCYAMMAAAAAGAAASUGACAAAMCUUUCCAAAGACGACGAAAAGGCCAAAGAACAAGCAAGGUUGAAGCARUGGGAAGAAGAACAAGCRGCUCGAGAAGAGGCUCUGGCUUUGGAAAUGCAAAAAGAACUCGAAAUGGAAAUGGAAAUGGAAAGGCUGGAAAGAGAAUCAGACGAGAAAAGAAAACUCCAAGAACAACAAGAGGAAAGAGAAGACAGAGAAAGACGAGAUGAAGAAUUAAGGUUGUUACAAGAAGAAAGGGAUAGAAUAAGAAAAAGUGAAGAAGAAAAACUUGAAAGGGAAAAAGAAGAACGUGCUCGRGUCGAAGAAGCGUURCGAUCAUUAGAAAUCGAGAAAGAGCAAGAAAGACUACGAAUUGAACGCGAGAAAGAAGAAGAACUYGAAAGACAGAUGAGAUUGAAAGAAGAAGAAAUGWUGAGGUUGAAGAAGGAAAGGGAUGAUGAGAGGCAACGAUUGGAAGAAGAAGAGAGAAGACUACGACUUCAAAAYGAACAAGAACUACAGCGUAUUCAACUGGAGAGAGAGGAAGAACUCGAACGACAAAUGAAAGCAAAAGARCAUCAGAUGGAAAUGCAGAAACGARCUUACGAAGAACGACUUGAACGUGAAAGGAAAUUCCUUGAGGACAGAGAAGCKGARGAAGCAAGAAGACGCAAAGAAGAGGCYCUYCGAAAUGAGGAAAUUGAAAGACAACGACAACAAGAGCUUUUGGACAGACAAAGAAAGAUCAAAGAGGAGGAAGACAACUUGUUAGAAGCUUACCGCAAAAAGCAAGAAGAACUGCUUGAACAGGAGCGAAGAUUUGAGGAAGAAAUGGCGAGGCGAGAACGAGAGCUCGAAGAAAAGAUGAGAACAAAAGAGCUGGAACGACAGCCAGUUAUGGAAGAACCGUUAUUUGCUGUUCACAAACAAGACGUCCAUGCUUCGGAAUUGAACGAUCUCGGUUCUUUCAAGAAGUCACACGAGGAAAGUCUAGCCCAAGAGAAAGUAGACUUAGCAAACUCCAUUCGAAAACGCGAAGAAGAGUCGCGCAGAGAAAAAGAAGCGAUACGAACCCUUCAAGAGAGCCAAGAAGACUUGAAACAGCGACAUGACAAUCUCAAAUCAAAGAGUCUUCAAGAUUUGACAACGGAAGCAGAAGAAGAAGAGAUGCAAAAAUUGGCGGAGUCCAUUCGAUGGAAAAAAGCUGAGCAAGAAAUGCUUGAAGARCAGCAAAAGGCACACCAAGAUCUUGCUGACCAGCAUGCUUUGGAAGUUAAGAUCGAGAUGGAAAAGCGUCAGCUUCAAGAUUUAGAAACUAGAAAAGAGAUCCUAGACCGACAAGUUGGUGCAAAACUGACUGAAUUGGCCAACAGAAAAAGACGAGACGAGCUCGAGGAGAAAUCUCGACAGCUUAUGCAAGAGAGAGAAGCGUUAAAUGCGUCGUUUGAGGCUGCUAAACGAAGAAGUGCCAUGUUGGAGUUUGAAUCCACACCUGAGAAUUUGAGCUACGAGGACGGUGAUGGCAAUACGAGUAAAAAUUACGCCGACAAAGAAAAAGGUUCACCAACAAAGGUACGCUCUCAGUCUUUUUACACCCUUAAGUGUGGUUCUCUGUGGUUUAACUUCAACAUAUGCAAUACUACUAUAAUGUUUGAAACCCRUUUCCUUCACAAAAUUGUUCUAAACAAUUGUAUUUUUCCAACACMCCAGSCUCUCUCGAACGGCUAUGUCGAKGAUGUGGACUGGUCUGAGUCAUCAGAAGAAGGUAACCAGCCCUUCAGUCCWGCAACYGCACAGAUACUAAGYAGCAGUAUGCCUCGUUUCCAGUCCACAACAAAAGCAGAYGGUCAGRUKGAGUCUCCGAUAACGCAGAGCAUAUCACCGAUCGCCAAAAGUGCACCGGCAUUGUCCAGUUCGUUUACAUUGCCACCGCAAGAUGCCCAGAGCACUAGUCGACUGCAAGAGUCUCUUCGCGAAGCAAAAAGGCAGAUUGAUAAGCUUAAAGAACGAAACGUAGCUUUGGAAWCGAGUAGAAAACACCUCGAAAAAGACUUAGCUGAAGUUCAAGGGAAACUACAAACUGUGUUAAAGAAUAAAGCAGACGUCGAGCACUCCCGACUUCAAACCGAAUCAGAUAUCCGUAGUCUUCGUUACAAGUACGAACAAGAAAACGAAGCCCGAAGAGUUGCCGAGUCGUUAUUGACGCAGCUUAAAGAGCAAAUUAAAAGAUCGGACGAAAAGCUUGCCAAAGAGAUGGAAUGCAGACAAAAGCUGGAAGCAGAAAUGCGUCAUCUCCAAAAAGACAAGAAAAACCAUCUGCAGACACUAAGCCAUCAGGAAACAGACUUGACUGAACUACAAAAGGCUCUCUCUGAGGAACAAGAGGCGCGAUUGCGCAUGACAGAAAUGUAUAAUGACGYCAAGAAGCAGAUGUCUGUGUUAUUGGAGGAAGCUCGAACUACAACCCAAGAAAAGGCAGUGGUUAUGGCUGAACUAGAAGCAGUCGAUCAGACGAGAAAAACACAUGAAGCUAAUAGCGGAUCUUUAAGAGAUCAACUUAUGAGUGCCCAGACUGAAUUGGCUGAGACUAAAGCUCGUCUGGAAGGCACAGUUUUAGCAAACAACAAAGAAUUAGCCAUGUUUAAGGAAAAACUUCAGAAAAAGACUGAAAAAUUGGCCAAAGCGGAUGAACUGAUAUCAGAUCUACGAGCAAGCAACGAAUCCCAGCAAGCCAACACCUCGAAAGAACAAGCUAAUCUCAAUAACAAGCUUGAGAGUGAGAUCCAGGAAAGAAAACGAAUGGAAUCAGAGAUCGCUUCGUUGAAAAUAAGACUUGAAAAUGCCAACAACGAAUUGGAUAAGGCUUCGUCUGCGAGAAGCCAAGCAGAAAAUACGACCCAUAAUCUGAAAGACGAACUUUACCAGGCUAAACUACAGCUAGAAAAAGACAUUGCAUCGCUAAGGGAGUCAAAUCAGACACUCAGCAGCAAACUGGAACAAGCAGAACAUAAAGCKAGCAGUUUGGAUCAAGAGCUCCAGCUUUCUACCCUCACUAUGACAGAGAAGGGAGGUCAUUUGAAUCUUGCACAGCGUGAAGUUGAACACAUCAAAGCCACCUUACAAAGAACUGAGGAGAAAUUAGGCAUUGAAAAGGGCCAGAACGCGAAAUUAUCCACGAAAUUAGAAGCUACUGAAAACAAGCUACUAACUUUAAUGGGUGAAGCUGAUUCGUUAAAAAGACAAUUGGAAAUCGCUAAUGAUAAAAUAAGGAAGUUAGAAGAGACUGCUGUCCGUUCAGAGGCAAAAUAUCACUCUACCAUCGAAGCAUUAAGAUUAGAUCUCGAAAAGAAUAAGGAGCUAAUGGCAGAUAACAAGAAUAGUCUCGCUGAAAGYAUGAAAUUACUAAAAGAAGACUCCAAUAAGAUCAGUGAAAACAAUAUAAGACGGGAAGAGGAAAUUAAGAAACUGAACCAGGAACUAACUACCACGACACGUAAGCUUGCACAGUCWGAAACAGCACUAGAAAUGCAAACCAAGGCACGAGAGGAACUAGAGAAUGAACGGCUUAGACUGCGUGAAGAGUUACGUGUCUUCGAGGCAAAGCUACURGUUACAGCAGACAGUAAAGAGGAGUUUGCAGGCCGUGCUAAUAGACUAGAGGAAAAGCUAGGACAGAGCAUGCGCGCAAGUGAUGAUGCCGCUGCCAGGUUGGCAUCAAGRAGUGUAGAUCUUGAAUCUGUGACGCGUUCUCUUUCUCAACUUGAAACCUUAGUAAACCGACUUAAACUUGAAAAGUCACAACUGGCGUCGGCCCUGAAAGACGAGCAAAUCAAAGGGGAACUACUYCUGAAGGAAAUCAGAGAUGCUAAUGAGGCGAGACAAAGUCUAGAGGCACUGUUGACAAAUGUGAAAGCCGAAAACAUACAAUUAGAAGAGAAAAUACAGAGUGAGGAGUUAAAUCGCACCAUAAGUGGAAAGGAAGCUGCGGAAGCCAAGGAAUUAUGGGAGUCUGARUUAAGAGCRAGAACAAAACUAGGAACUAAGAUUGUUAAUGCAGAGAAGAAGUUAGCAGAAGCGCAAGCAUCGCUUGAAGAGGAGCGAAGAAAAACUCGAAAAGUYCUUGAGAUGAAGAAAGCUGUCGAAGCAAAACUCGAAGCUCAAGAUGAUAGAUCUGCUCAUCAUCAUAAAGACAUUCUCGCCUUAAAGUCACAGCUUAAAUCUUAUAAACGAAGAUUAAAGGAGUAUGAAACCUCCGAAGGGCGUAUCCCAAGUAUACGAAGUGAGUUUGAUAAAGAAAGAGCGGCCAAUGAAUCUCACAUUGCAAGUCUUAGACGACAGAUCGAUAAUCUUACGGAUAAACUUCGACAAGAAAUGGAAGCACGAACUCGACUCGAGCUAAGCAAUAAGCAACAGCAACAAGAAUUAUCAGCUGCUAAGUCAAACGAAAAGGAAAUGGCCUUUGAACAAGAGAGACUUGAAAGAGCRAAUAAACAACUAGAAGAAGAAAUACAACGAACUACGGCCUAUUACGAAGAGAACUACGUCGAGAAAGGGCAGCUCGAUGCCUUUAGAAAGGAACUAGAGACAAAGUCUCGCUUUGAAAUCAAUCGCAAGCUCGAGGAGGUCAAUCAACACCUUGCUGAGGAGGCUUCUGCACGAGAAAAACUCGAUAGAAUGAGGGAACAGAACGUAGCAAAGACGAGGGCUGAGAUGGARCAAAUGAUAGCUGACCUUAAGAAUGAAUUAUCACGUAGUCGUUCAAACUUACAUGAACAUGAAACACACAGAGACACUAUAUCAGCAGAAGCGAAACGUUAUAAGGAGCUUUACGAAAAUGAGUUGAAUGUCAAGAAUAAACUAACAAGUAAACUAGCGAAAGCAAAUGAGAAAGUAGCGGAAUCAAAGGCGAUGUUGAAUUUGGAGAGGUCGCGUAGACUACAGACUGCAGAUCGCGAUUCUGGAUUCGUUACAAGCCCUAAAUAUUCACCUGAUCCUUUAGGUAGUUUUAUAAGCAGAUCACCUAGAAGUCCUGGGAGAUACGGACACGAUGAUGAUCAACUGAUGAAAGCAGUAGAAAAUGAAUUAAACAAGAGUAUCAAACGACAUUUAGAAACAGGACCCGUUACCACUGAUUUGGAUCUAAGACCAUCACCGCUGAACAUUAGUGACACGGAYACGGGCUCAUAUCCACCUCUCACGCAUGCGUCUAAGGAAUAUAUGUCCCUUCUUCAAAAGAAAUACUUUGUAUGAUAAUGAUUAUYGACUUAUUUUAAAAUUUAUUGCAAUCAUUUGAGUGCUAGGUAUAUUUUUCCAAUGAAAAUGUUUAUUUAGGUCUUUUUUCUAAUAACAAGAGUGCUUUUAACAUGUAUUAUUAUUAUCAUUAUUAAUAUUAUUAUAAAUAUUGUUGCAUACGUUGUUAACUUUGAGUAACAUCAUUUUAUAUCGUCCAAAGUAGGAAUUGCCUUGAAUUAAUGAUUACAAUUUGUUUUUUGUGGAAAAUUUUUGCUACUCUUCCAAGCCCAUUUCASUUGCUUGUCUGGUAGGCAUGUAUAUUUGUACAKAAACRCUUCCAAUUUUGUUUAAAAAUUCAAUKUCAACAUUUCCAAAUGAAGAGUUAUUAUAUUUUAAGCAUUUGCUAAUUAAAAAAAUGUUAUCUUA
Exaiptasia diaphana is the source of this 7651-nucleotide messenger RNA. Its product is annotated as ankyrin repeat domain-containing protein 26. Lineage: Eukaryota; Metazoa; Cnidaria; Anthozoa; Actiniaria; Aiptasiidae. The transcript is spliced from 54 exons. Gene Ontology annotation, molecular function: protein binding. The record is from RefSeq and is a predicted model, not a curated record. Bases 35 to 7243 code for a protein of 2402 amino acids.